This is a messenger RNA of Trichoderma atroviride IMI 206040, 1635 nucleotides long. RefSeq lists its product as uncharacterized. Gene Ontology annotation, molecular function: zinc ion binding; DNA-binding transcription factor activity, RNA polymerase II-specific. NCBI's taxonomy places the organism in Eukaryota, Fungi, Ascomycota, Sordariomycetes, Hypocreales, Hypocreaceae. The record is from RefSeq and is a predicted model, not a curated record. Gene Ontology annotation, biological process: regulation of DNA-templated transcription.
AUGGGUUAUUGUGGCAAGCCAAGUGCUGCAUGUGAGCGCUGCCGGCAUCGCCGCAUGAAGUGCGAUUAUAAGACGCCUUCGUGCACUCAAUGUACUCGAGCCGAGGUCCGCUGUCCCGGAUAUCGAAGUUUGCUAGAUCUCAAGUUCAAGGAUCAGGGCAAGGAAGUCAUUCGCAAAUACCGACUUGCAGCGCAUAAGAAGCGGCCUAUCCCAACGACCAGCGUGGAACUUCAGCCAUCAAUUCCCUGUAGAGUACCUCCGAACUCGGACGAUUCUAGGGCCCUGUGCCGCGAUAAGACGACUUUAAUCAUUCCAAGGGCUAAUCCUGUAUACCCCGAGCAUGAAAUUGCGAGAAGCUAUCUCUAUGUUAAUUACAUAACUGGAGGUCCCCGUGGCGGCCACAUGUCAUACCUUUUGCCGCUGUUGGAGAGCUCACAAAAUUCGGCAGCCAAUGCAGCAGUAAGCGCCGUUGCAUUAGCAGCCUUGUCAAAUAUUCGACUAUCUCCCAAGACUAUGCGAAAGGCCCAGCAGGAGUAUACUGCAGCUCUAUCCAAGACCAACCUAGCCCUACAGGACCCAUUCAUGUGCAAGACAGAUGAUACACUGGCGGCGGUGGUUAUGCUUGGCACAUUUGAAAUUAUGACGUGUACUGAUGGCUCGUUCAUCGAUCGUUGGGUGAACCACAUGGAGGGCGCAACAAAGUUGAUUGAAGUUCGUGGAUCAGAGCAACUUUCUCGGAGGGAGGGGCUGGAGUUAUUCAAUCAGUUACGUGCUCAAGUGAGCAUCAGUCGGAUAUACCAGGAACGAUACAGCUCAUCAGUUUUUACUAAACUAGCCAAAGAUGCCCACCUCGAUCGGAAUCUCAAUUAUCAAGUGCUGGACCAGCUUUCCGUUGUGAUUAAUCGAUUGACGGACUUUUGCGCUGACAUGAAGAAUGGAUAUAUCGUCGAACCUACAGAGAUUAUCCGCACAGCGCUGAUAAUCGACGCUGAUUUGGUUUCACUUAUGAUCAGCGUGCCUCCUUCGUGGGGAUACGCUACGGUUGACGUUCCAGCGCUCGAUGGAAAGCCUCCCAUGCGGGCUUUUUGGAGUGAUACUUAUCACAUAUAUCAUAGUAUUUCCGCAAGUAGCAUCUGGAAUAACUAUCGCUCUGCUCGGAUCAUUAUUCAGGAGAUUAUUAUCGAUACCAUCAAGGAUCUGGAAGCUUUGACAAACAUUGGCUCACCGCAACGCAGCUACUUGGCAAACCAAGCCAGACAGACUGUUCUUCGGCUGGUGGAAGACAUCUGUGCUAGCGUACCAUACAUCUUGGGUAUGGAAAUAGAAGACUCCAGACACUUGAAAGUCUCUGAUCUCGGCGCAUCUAUUGCUCAUGGAGUAGAUAUGAGGGACAUUUUACCGUCCUUUCAAAUUACUGGGGCGGGCGGCCUCACCAUCAUGUGGCCUCUCUUGGUUGCUGCAAACUCGGGAGUCGCAUGUGACGAUCUUCGCAAAUGGGUCACAGCUUGUUUGGACAAGAUUGGCCAUUCGAUGGGCAUCAAUCAAGCGCUGGCCAUGUCCAAACUCAUACGAGAUGGGGUUGAGUCUCGGGCCUUCUUAUCGCCAGACUAUCGAUCCCAACCCUACAAACUAUAG